Messenger RNA from Panicum hallii, 983 nucleotides. RefSeq names its product germin-like protein 8-11. Gene Ontology annotation, cellular component: cell wall. Lineage: Eukaryota; Viridiplantae; Streptophyta; Magnoliopsida; Poales; Poaceae. The transcript has 3 exons. Gene Ontology annotation, molecular function: manganese ion binding. Bases 57 to 734 code for a protein of 225 amino acids. The record is from RefSeq and is a predicted model, not a curated record.
ACAUAAGCACCUGGGCUGCAGAGAGUGCGAGAACUAAAGCCAGAGGAUUAAAGCAAAUGGCCACCGCCUCGUACUUUGUUCUCGCUGUUUUUCUUGCAUUGGCCUCUUAUCAGGUGUUUGCUUCUGAUCCUAGCCCGCUCCAGGACUUCUGUGUCGCUGACAAGCACUCUCCUGUGAAGGUGAAUGGAUUUGUUUGCAAGGACCCCAUGGCUGUGAACGCAGAUGAUUUCUUCAAGGCAGCCAACCUUGACAAGCCAAGGGACACCCUGAAGAGUAAGGUGGGAUCUAAUGUCACCUUGAUCAAUGUCAUGCAGCUCCCUGGUCUCAACACUCUUGGUAUCUCUCUAGCCCGCAUCGAUUAUGCACCCUUAGGUCAGAACCCACCGCACACCCACCCACGUGCCACCGAGAUCCUCACGGUGCUUGAGGGGACCCUGAAUGUCGGGUUUGUUACCUCCAACCCAAACAAACUCUUUGCCAAGGUGCUCAACAAGGGUGAUGUGUUUGUAUUCCCCAAAGGGCUCAUCCACUUCCAAUUCAACCCCAUCCACGACAAGCCAGCAGUUGCUAUUGCUGCGCUCAGCAGCCAAAACCCUGGAGCUAUUACUAUCGCCAAUGCAGUAUUUGGAUCAAAGCCACCGAUCUCAGAUGAUGUUUUGGCCAAGGCAUUCCAGGUGGAGAAGGGGACAAUUGAUUGGCUCCAAGCUCAGUUUUGGGAGAACAACCACUACUAAGUUAAUCAAUUGUGGGCUUAUUUGUGAAUGAUGCCAUCUCCGGAAUAAUGUAACGUGAAGCUUGCAUAAAGUUUCAUGAAGAAUGUACACUCACUACACAACGUUACAAUAUAAAACCAUAUACUUUUGCGACGGCUUGACUGGUGAAUAUUUGUGAAAUGUGGUGGUCUACUAGUAGCCUGCUUCCAGCUAGAUUUGCUUUGUGUGAAACAUCAAGUUGUUUCAUAUAAGUUGUAGUAGAAAAGUGAG